CGCUUCGAACCCCACUCUCUCGACACCAUUUUCCACCCGCACACCGCCGACGUACGUUCCCAGGCUUCGUAUCCUUUGUAUCCCGAGGAGUCUUCAGUGACGUCUAGACUCCGUGGCUGAGACGUUGUAUGACGCCCUGUGUCCUAUGGUGUCAUAAUGGCGCGCCCCUCCCCUGCUCUUCCCCUGCUGCUUGCCUGCUUGGCCUGCUGCUUCCCUGAAGUGACUAAGGCUGCAACGUAUGGUGGGGCCUCGAGAGCAAGGGAAACAGACGAAGAUCUCCACGUUAUAGAUGUAUUCGACAUGGCCAAGGAGAUGCAGCGCCUCGAUUACUCUCGCCAUGACCCCCACGGGAUUUUUGGCGCCAAUGGCAGUGAUAGGUUAAAUGACCCGUCACACACACACGCUGCUGGACAGAAAAAAAUGCACCAAAAAUUGUCCCCAGACGAAAUCGCCCUUGGAUUGCAUAACUCUGACUACAAUGAGGAGGACGCGCAUGACAGGCAGAGACUCCACCGAACAGUACCCCUGCUCGUCAAGAUCAACAGGAUACUACGGGAUAACGCCUCCAGCAGUCAAAACAGAGUGCAGAUACAGAGCAGAACUGCCGGUGGAACAGCCAGUGGAACAACCGGAAGAACAGCCAAUGGAACAGCCAAUGGAACAGCCAGUGGAACAGCCAAUGGAACAGCCAGUGGAACAGCCAAUGGAACAGCCAAUGGAACAGCCAGUGGAACAGCCACUUCCCAGAAUUUCCCGGCGUUCAGGAGAAGCGGUUUAUUCCUUUUCGAUACUACCGAGGCUCCUUGGUUCGCCUUCGAGCGGCCGACGGACACGACGGAGGAUUAUCAAUUCCAGGCAAGAGCGGUCACGCCCACAGACACGCCCACAGACACGCCCACGGAUCCUCCAACAGACACGCCCACAGAUCCUCCAACAGACACGCCCACAGAUCCUUCAACAGACACGCCCACAGACACCACUGCCGCGACGACCACAGAGACGGCAACCACCACCAUCACCGACACGCUUUUGAUCACCGACACGACUACGGAAACUGCCACGGAAACUACCACCACCACCGAGGUCACCACCUCCACCCGGACCAUUUCCGUCACCACGACCUACACGGAGGUCGAAACCCUGACCAGCACGGUCGUAGAAACCAUCACGACCUCGGUAACUGCGAGCACCACCACGACCUUGGAGGCCGCCGCCGCCGCCACGCGCAUGCCCUCCGCAGACCAAAAUAAAGGACCCGAGAUCACGCCCGUUCAGCCGGUUUCUCCUUCCGGGUGGCUCUACGGCUCUCUGGCCUUCGCCGGGCUGGGCUUGAUGCUCAUGGUGGCCGGGGGCGUCUGGCUCAUCAUCACCUUCGUCAGGAAAGCGUCCAUGAACGCCAGAAGAGGCAUCGUCUAACCUGAGAGACUGCAGAGGUCGCCAAGGGUCAUGUUGCCAUGGUUACCAAGAAUGGAGCUUACCGAGGGCUACCGAGGGUUGCCGGAGAUCAGUCGAGAGAGUCACGCACUUUGCAGAGGCCGGUGAGAAUUGGCCAGGUCACCAGAGACUGAACUGCCGAGGUCAACAAGGGCAUGGAUACCUAAGUCACCAAGUCAGGCUGUCGGGAUCAGCAAGUCAGGUUGUCGGGGUCACCGAGUCAGGCUGUCGGGGUCAGCAAGUCAGGCUGUCGGGUCCAGCAAGUCAGGCUGUCGGGGACACCGAGUCAGGUUGUCGGGGUCACCGAGUCAGGCUGUCGGGGUCAGCAAGUCAGGCUGUCGGGUCUAGCAAAUCAGGCUGUCGGGGGUCAUCGAGUCAGGCUGUCGGGUCCAGCAAGUCAGGCUGUCGGGAGUCACCGAAGACUAAGCUUUCGAGAGGGAUAAGAUCUCGGAAAAAGGUCGGAAAGUCACUUUUGCAGAAUAAAUAGCCAAAUAUAUUUAUAUAUUUAUCUCGUUCAACUAGCAAUAAUGCCUCUUGAUAUUUUAAUUACUAUUCAACCCCUGAGUUUUGAAUCUGCGACUUGCAAAUUAUUACGUCAUCGUUUUUGCUUUCGUCAAUGAUUACAGAUUAAGAGUCCAGUAUUCUGAAGGGCCAGAUAACAAGAGAGCCUCUUGUUUUCGAAACCGAGUGCAUUCGAAGCUCAGAGGAGGAAAUCGUGUUUUCGAAACCGAGUGCAUUCGAGGCUCAAAUGAGGAAAUCGUGUUUUCGAAACCGAGUGCAUUCGAGGCUCAGAUGAGGAAAUCGUGUUUUCGAAACCGAGUGCAUUCGAGGCUCAGAUGAGAAAAUCGUGUUUUCGAAACCGACUGCAGUCAUUUUACUGGAUACGAAAUUCUCCGAUUGGCGUUUUGCUCUCAUGUAUAUUUUUGAAAGAUGUAUUGUAAAUAAUAGCUUGGACUAUUCCACAGAAUGUUGAAUGUAUAUGGAUGUCUAUAUAUUUAAAUUCUGUAUCUGUUACAUUUUAAAGUAUUAGGUUUAUCAAUUACACUAAAAUCAAAUUCAUGAUCUUUGUCAAUCGUUUCAGUGUAAUGUGUAUUGUUUCUGUGUUUUGAAGUUUUAUUAAAUUAUUGCAAAAAGUG
Molecule: messenger RNA, 2570 nt
Organism: Penaeus monodon (black tiger shrimp)
Lineage: Eukaryota; Metazoa; Arthropoda; Malacostraca; Decapoda; Penaeidae
Product: GPI-anchored hemophore cfmA-like
Exons: 7
Coding region: 157-1416 (419 amino acids)
Source: RefSeq, a predicted model, not a curated record